Molecule: messenger RNA, 2120 nt
Organism: Onychomys torridus (southern grasshopper mouse)
Lineage: Eukaryota; Metazoa; Chordata; Mammalia; Rodentia; Cricetidae
Gene: Fyttd1
Product: forty-two-three domain containing 1
Exons: 9
Coding region: 148-1101 (317 amino acids)
Biological process (GO): mRNA export from nucleus
Molecular function (GO): mRNA binding
Source: RefSeq, a predicted model, not a curated record
CUCCCGCUGCCGUGGGUGGGAGGGCGAGGACGCAGGCAGCGCGCGUGCGCGCUCCGCGCUGCAGCUAGUCUGCGUGCGUGAGUGGGAGGCGGAGGGCCUGCGACUCCGGCCUUCCCGGCGGACUGCUCCGACGCCGCGUCUCCAGUCAUGAACCGGUUCGGCGCCCGGUUGGUGGGAGCCACGGCCACCCCGCCGCUGCCGCCGAAAGCCCGCAGCAACGAGAACCUGGACAAAAUCGAUAUGUCCCUGGAUGAUAUUAUCAAACUGAAUAGAAAGGAAGGAAAGAAGCAAAAUUUUCCAAGAUUAAAUAGAAGACUUCAGCAAAGUGGUUCCCGGCAAUUCAGGCUGAGAGUGCGGUGGGGAAUCCAGCAGAAUUCUGGUUUUGGUAAAACUAGUGUGAGCCGUAGAGGAAGAGUAUUGCCUGGAAAGAGACGUCCUUAUGGAGUUAUCACUGGCCUUGCAGCUAGGAAGGCAACUGGAAUUCGAAAAGGAAGUAGUCCUAUGAAUCAUCCACCUCUAAGUGACAAGAACAUAGAGCGAUAUUUUCCGGCAUUAAAAAGGAAGACAAGCCUUCUGAGACAAAAUGAAGUACAAAGGAAACCAGUUGCAGUUCUCAAGAGAGCCAACCAGUUAAACAGAAAAAAUAACAUUCCAGCUAAUUUUACCAGGAGUGGAAAUAAACUAAGUCAUCAGAAAGAUACUCGUCAGGCAACUUUUCUUUUCAGAAGAGGCCUGAAGGUUCAGACCCAGUUGAACACGGAACAACUGCUAGAAGAUGUGGUAGCAAAGAGAACUCGUCAGUGGCGUACUUCCACCACAAAUGGAGGGAUAUUGACUGUAUCCAUUGACAACCCUGGAGCUGUACAGUGCCCGGUAGCUCAGAAACCACGAUUAGCUCGUGCUGCUGUGCCCUCCUUCUUGACAAGAAGAGAGCAGCCUGAUGUGAAGAAGGUUCCCAAAGGCGUUCCUCUGCAGUUUGACAUAAAUAGUGUAGGGAAACAGACAGGGAUGACUUUGAAUGAACGGUUUGGGAUUCUGAAAGAGCAAAGAGCCAGUCUCACAUUCAACAAAGGAGGAAGCCGAUUUGUAACUGUGGGAUAGAUCCACGGCAGAGGAGCUCUUAAGUGUUGACUGUUUGAAGAGUUGAAUUGCUUGAAGAGUUCAUCAGAGAAGUUCAAGAAACUUUACUUCAGAAUAUUCACAAGCCUAAAUAACUUUAUUUUUGAAGGUUUUUUUUUUUUAAUGUAUAAAUAAUGCCCUGAAAGAAUAACAGGGAAUAUACCUAUCUGUUCAUAAAGAUUUCAUGGUUGGCCCAAACAAAGCAAUUCUUUAUUGACUUCUUAGAUUCCUCGUGAAGCAGAAGGAAGACAGACAGAUAGACCUUGAUUAUUUUUAUGAGUGUGCUGUGUAGGAUCUCAUCACUGUCGUCCAGUUUGUAGACUUUGCCAUGGUUAGACUUCAGAAACAGGAGUACACCCCUGUGCUGCUGUCACUUGCCAUUCAUGUGCUGGGACAGUAAGUACAGCUGCCUUUCUGUCAUGAGUGGGAUUUUUAAACAGUGGUGGAAUUUCAGUUCUGCCUCGUAAGAUGUAUGGAAAUACUUAGAACUUGGCUCAUUUAUUGUUUUUGUUAGAUAUUGACCCCCUGGGUUCUAAGCAUUUAGUAUUGAACUUUACUAAGAAUGUGGCUCUCAGGGUUAGUCUCAGAUCACAGCGUGUCAGAGCUGGGAACGCUUACGUACAAAGUUAUCUGACAGGGCUUUGCAGGAGAUGCGCAAUACAAACCCUGAUAGUCUGUCUUUAGUACAUGCUGAAGACACGGAAGACAGUUUCAGGACGGAGGACUGGAAACAGUACAGACCUAAAGACCCGGCCAUAGUUACACUCUCGGAUUUCAGUGCCGUCCUGAGUCCUUUGUCCUUGGUUCUUCUAUACAUGAUGCUGACAAGAAUCUCACCUUUUGAAAGGAAUUGAAUCUGUGGGUAUUUUGACAGUACACUUACUGGACAUAAAGUCCUAUGCUUCAUAUUCAAAAGUUUUUAUUAAAAAAGCUUUUAGGUUUGUUAAGUUCAAUAACUUACAACUCCCCACACAAAAAUCUACUUGUAUCUGUCACAAAGA